This is a messenger RNA of Aspergillus brunneoviolaceus CBS 621.78, 771 nucleotides long. RefSeq lists its product as uncharacterized. The transcript is spliced from 2 exons. Lineage: Eukaryota; Fungi; Ascomycota; Eurotiomycetes; Eurotiales; Aspergillaceae. Bases 1 to 771 code for a protein of 256 amino acids. The record is from RefSeq and is a predicted model, not a curated record.
AUGGUCUUUGCAAAUGAUCGGAAAACAGUUCUCUCGUGGGAUUCAUGGCAGCACAUGUGCUCCAAUCUGGAGAAUCCCAUCGGCAACCCCCCUCCAAUCCACGCCGCUACCUUUGCCUCUCCCGUGAUCCAGUUGACAUCGGAAUUUGCCGCGCUCACGGAGGCAGGCGAAGUCUUCCAAUGGGGAGACGAGCUUCUGGAACAACCACCCGCUGUCCCCGACGAUGACGAAGGAUUUGGGCAAGCUGAAUUUGCGGCCCACCCCGAGACGGCUCGACUACAAGCCGCACAAACUGCCCCUUCCGCCCAUCAAAGAGCCAUCUACGGGUCGCGCUUAUGCUACUGCGAUCACACACACUGGCGACCUUUAUGUGAUGGGUUCGAAACGCGGGCAUUGCCGGACAUCAAAGAUGCCAAUCCCAGGAAGGCUCUCGAGUUUCAACCCGCGACCAUUCCUCCUGACAAGCUUGCAAAGACACAUAGUCUGCGAAUGAAGCAUGCAGCUGCGGGUGGCCGGCAUGUCGUAGCUGUCGCCACUGACGGAUCUUUGUGGUCGGCUGGCGAUGGGCUUUCUGGCCAGUUGGGCAUUGGGGUCAGACAGUUCGGGCUAUGUACCGCGGAUGGCGUGGUUGACAUGGGGGCCAAUGAGACCGAGGAGAAAUUUGCUGUCAAGUGGGAGAGAAUGGAGGUAGAAGCCCUCCGGGAUCGAGAAUGCGUGGCGGUGUUUGCGAAUGAGCAGCAAACCUUCAACUUCACUCGGAAUCCGGACUAG